GGGGAUGUGUCGGAAGCCUUGAGGGCGAGUAGUGGGCGGAAGCACAAAAUGGCAGCCGGGGAGCAUUGCCUGUGCCCGGGAAAGUGGGCGUGGCCAAUCUCGAAUUACCUGUUGGCCGAAAGGAACCCGGUUCUCUCCCUCCCUCUGCAGUUCACGGAGGAGAAGCUGGGCCAGGCGGAGAAGACCGAGCUGGACGCCCACUUCGAAAGUCUCCUGACCCGGGCGGACAACACCAAGAACUGGACCGAGAAGAUCUUACGGCAGACGGAGAUCCUUCUCCAACCGAACCCCAGUGCCCGAGUCGAGGAGUUCCUGUACGAGAAGCUUGACCGGAAGGUGCCCUCUCGGGUGACCAACGGGGAGCUUUUGGCUCAGUACAUGAUCGAAGCCGCCGGCGACUUCGGCCCGGGUUCUCCUUACGGCAAAACUCUCAUCAAAGUUGGCGAAACCGAACGGCGUUUGGGAGGAGCCGAACGGGACUUCAUUCACGCGGCCUCCGUCAACUUCCUGAGCCCUCUGCGCAACUUCCUGGAAGGAGACUGGAGAACCAUUUCGGUGCGUCAGCGGGCGCGGGAAGGGCGGGUGAAGGGGGCCCUUAUGGAUGGAAGUGACUGCUCCACUUCCCUGCCAAAGCGAGGGUGGCUUUACAGGACCAAGACAUUGCCUGGACCCCGUGAAACGGAAGACACGUGUCGUUUUCUUAAGAUCGAAUUCAGUAUCCCCACCGGGGCCUUGCAAAACAUUUCAGACCGUCCCAACCAGACCCAAAACGCUUCCCAGGGGGCCAAAUCAGAGCUCGAACCUUUUGUGCUGACCCCCUUUCGAAUUCAGGACAUUUUAGAGUCGGGCGACAUCCGAGAUGAUGAUGAUGAUGAUGAUGACGACAGCGACAACGAUGCUGCUGUGCCCGACUUUCAGGAGACUAGACCGCGUAAUUACGUUCUCUCCGCCAGCGCAGCCGCGCUUUGGAGUGACGAGGUGGAAAAAGCUGAACAUGAGCUUCGACUGGCCCAGACGGAAUUCGACCGGCAGGCAGAAGUGACUCGCCUUCUCUUGGAAGGGAUUAGUAGCACGCACGUCAACCACCUCCGAUGUCUCCACGAGUUUGCAGAAGCUCAGACCACGUAUUUUGCUCAAUGCUAUCAGUACAUGCUGGACCUCCAGAAGCAGCUGAGCAGGCUGCCGGGGACGUUUGUGGGCAACGCAGAGUCCACGUCGCCCCCGCCGAACGCUGCAUCCCCGACGGCCAUGGCUGCUGCCACGGGCCCAGCGGUGCCCACUCUCCCCGUGGUGUCCACGAUUGCUGGGGCACCCAAUUCGGCUCCCGUGGUUGAACCUCUGAACCCCAGCGAGGUGAAGCCCCCCACCAGCGGGACCCGCAAAGCCCGGGUGCUCUAUGACUACGAAGCGGCAGACAGCAACGAGCUCUCCCUCCUUUCCGAUGAGAUGAUCACUGUGUACAGUCUCCCAGGAAUGGACCCUGACUGGCUCAUUGGAGAGAGGGGGAAUAAAAAAGGCAAGGUUCCAGUCACCUACUUAGAACUGCUGAGUUAAACAUGUCCGGCAAGGACUCUUCAAGCAAAUCAGAACCCCCCUUUUCAUUUUUUUUUUUUUGUAAAGGCUGAAACUAAUUCAUUCUGAGAUCACUUCUCCCACUAUUUAUUAUUAUUAUCAUAUUAUUAUUAUUAUUUUGGGCUCCUGAGAUGUGUGGAUGAAGGCCCUAAAGGUGUGGUGGUGAAUUGCUUCUGUUCUCCAAGGUUUCCGAGACUCCUCCAUUCGUCCUGGUCGGCUUUGAGAAUCGCUGGGAGAUGCUGGAAGGCCCCACCAGUGUUUGUUGUGGAUGGCGGAGUGGGGGGUCAUGAGGACUAGUCUUUUUAGAGACCCUCCCUCCCUCCCUCCCCCACCAAAUGGACUUUCCAGAAUUCAGGUGACUUAAGGGGUGUCUUUUUCUUACCCUUCGUUUCUCCCAUUUCCCUUGGCCCAUUUUUUUCUGAGUCUUGCUUCGAUCGAUUUUAGACAUUCCGGGGGGGUUGUGUGGGGAGAGAAACGGGUUUCUUUCUGACUGCAGGCCGAGCCCCCCUUCGCCCACCUGAGUGCAUUCUCAAACUCUCAGCCCGUAUGAAAAGAAAUCUUUAGCGUUGGGGGCAUCUCUUUGAGGACACAUUCCCCAUCCAGCAAAUCUUUCUGAAUUAAAUCAGGAAAGCAGACAGGAUUAGCGACUUUAAAACCCCAUAGGUUUCUUGAAUGGUCAAGCUUCGAUUACCAGUCCCGCCUACGUGUUUCUUCUGUACUGCCUAUACGUGUGCAAACACACACACACACACAUCUGCAGAGUGAGGAGCCCGGGCUUGUCGAGUAUCUUCACACCCCUUAGCUCAGUCCUUGGGGCGCUUCUCCUCCUGAACUCGAAGCCAUAUGUAGAGCCAGUGUAUCUAGGACAGAGCAUGGAACAGAUUAAGCCAGCCGUCCCGUUGCGUGGGGCCGGGUGGUUAAAUGCUUGACCGGCUUCGCUCUUUGUGCUUUACGCUGAUGUAAGGUUGCAGAACGCUCCCGUAAGUGUAUAUUUUUACUGACUUGCAGACAACUCCUUGCUUGCCAAUCAGUCUUGGCCUGUUCUCCGUGUGGGCUUUAUUCCCCCCCCCCCGAGUUUAAUCUUAGAACAGCCAUAUGGGGCUAGGUGACUUUGCCCCCUCUGGAGAUCUAUUCCAGGCUGGCAACAGAAACGAUUUCUGAAUUCUGUGAGGUUCUCAAGGAACCCUUCUCAGAGGACUGAGCUGAACCCACAGUAGGUCCAGGCUGCCAACUCUGUUGGUCAGAUGUUCGGCAGGUAGAAGACCCCGACUCUUGCCGGCGCGAUCUUUGGGCGGAAGAUGCCGUUGUUUUCCCAAGCCAGUUGUUAAAAAAGGCUUCCAAGGAAUCAGUGGAGGUAGCAUCUGGUGGAGUAGAAAUCAUGAACCCUGGAAAUAAAGGUUGAGUCACCAGCUGCCCGUGCAUCAGUAGGGAUAUUCCCCAGCAUAAGACAAACACCUUACUGUCCUUUUCUUUCAAGAGCAAGUUAUAGAUGUUCUUCCUGUGUGCUCGGUUUAAAGCUUGUGCACGGUUUCCCCCAAUUCAAAGGGAUUUCUCCCAAGCGGGCGGCGUCUUUGCCUCCUCUGGUGCUUGUCACGUAACCCUGGGCUGAGUCAGGAACGCUUCUGCCCACCGGGGCCACGGACUCUGGAAAUACGUGGAGCCUCACCAGGAGGGAGGGACCAGAGCCCGUUUCUCUGCAGGGCGGCCUCUGGCGGACUCGCCCAUCUUUCCUUGCAGCUGUUUGUAUUCUGUGACGGUUCUGCUUUUUCUUUGCCGAGUUCCUUUAAAAACUGCAGAUUUUUGAAGUGAGCAAAGAGCUCAGAUGUAAAGGAGAUGUCCGAUACUCUUGUUACUGCUAUCUUUGAUUAAUAAAAAGUUAUAGCUGC
Molecule: messenger RNA, 3458 nt
Organism: Python bivittatus (Burmese python)
Lineage: Eukaryota; Metazoa; Chordata; Lepidosauria; Squamata; Pythonidae
Source: RefSeq, a predicted model, not a curated record